GGCCGGCGGGCUGACCCCUAUGGAGCGCUGUGCAGGGCCUAGGACGUGGAGUGAGGGCCUGUCCCUGCCACCCAGUUUGGUUUAGAUUGAUCUAGAGCCCAGACUAGUCCGGGCAUGUCCAUCUGGAGACUGCGCAUGACCAAAAUAGUUGAAAACCAGCCCUAUGAUGAGAGUCUAGAGAUUAACGACUCAGAAGAGGUUGCCAGUAUCUACACUCCAACUCCACGGCAGCUAGGUCCUAGAUCCACACGCCCACAGCUCAAAAAUAUGGCUGAUAACAGCAGUGAUGAGUAUGAUGAAGAAAUAAACAAGGAGAAGAAGGUAGCCCAGUUGGCCCCCCAGCAAGGAUUUAGUGAGAAUGAGGAUGGGGAGGAUGAAGAUGAUUCGUCUGAAACUGACUCGGAUGAUGACGAUGAUGAAGAGGAGCAUGGAGCCCCUCUGGAGGGUGCCUACAACCCUGCAGAUUACGAGUAUCUACCAGUGUCUGCAGAUAUUAAAGAGCUCUUCCAGUACAUAAGGAGGUACACUCCACAAAUGAUAGAGCUUGAACACAAACUGCAGCCUUUCAUUCCAGACUUCAUUCCAGCUGUUGGGGACAUUGAUGCCUUCUUAAAGGUUCCACGUCCUGAUGGGAAGCCAGAUAACCUUGGCCUGUUGGUACUGGAUGAGCCAUCCACAAAACAGUCAGAUUCCACAGUGCUCUCUCUCUGGUUAACGGAAAACUCCAAACAGCACAACGUUGCACAGCAAAUAAAAGUGAAGAGCUUGGAGAAUGCAGAGAAGAAUCCCAAAGCCAUUGAUAACUGGAUCGAGAGUAUCAGCGAGUUACAUCGCUUCAAACCUCCUGCUACUGUUCACUACACCAGGCCAAUGCCUGAUAUCGAGACUCUGAUGCAGGAAUGGUCCCCAGAAUUUGAGGAGCUUUUGGGAAAGGUAAGCCUUCCAACGGCGGACAUCAACUGCGGCCUGGCUGAGUAUAUUGACAUGAUAUGUGCUAUUCUGGACAUUCCUGUCUAUAAGAGUCGGGUCCAGUCCCUGCAUGUCCUCUUCUCGCUGUAUUCAGAGUUCAAGAACUCACAGCAUUUCAAAGCCCUGGCUGAAGGGAGAAACGUAGGGAGUCCUCCAUCGAAUCCACCCUCACAAGCAGGAGAGACAGAAGUGUUAAGCUUCAGCUAAGAAAAAGACCCUUUCUUCAUGAGCUGGGGCUGCACCUAGGAGUAGAACCUUCGCCUAAGCCAAACAGCAGGGCAAGGCAAAGCAUUACUGAAACCUCUAUCUUUUCUGUAUGUACUGGCAGAUGGACAGCGUACGACUCAGAUGAAUUAGUAGAGGUUAGAAUUUAGCUCGUGGUGUUUAAUUGUAAAUGCUGCAUGACCCUUUUUCUUUGGCUCAUUCCCAGAGGAUUCAGCAUUAAACAAGUGCUUGCGAGUGGGAGUACCUCAGCAAGGGUAACAAUGUCUUUGGUACCUGAAAUCAGCUUGGGCAGAGCAUCUCCUUAAUGACAUAACCCUCACUCUGCUCAUGCAGCUGUUUGGACUCAUAAGAACGGCCGUACCGGGUCAGACCAAAGGUCCAUCCAGCCCAGUAUCCUGUCUACCGACAGUGGCCAGUGCCAGGUGCCCCAGAGGGAGUGAACCUAACAGGCAAUGAUCAAGUGAUCUCUCUCCUGCCAGCCAUCUCCACCCUCUGACAAACAGAGGCUAGGGAUACCAUUCCUUACCCGUCCUGGCUAAUAGCCAUUAAUAGACUUAACCUUCAUGAAUUUAUCCAGUUCUCUCUUAAACGCUGUUAUAGUCCUAGCCUUCACAACUUCCUCAGGCAAGGAGUUCCACAAGUUGACUGUGCGCUGCAUGAAGAAGAACUUCCUUUUAUUUGUUUUAAACCUGCUGCUAUUAAUUUCAUUUGGUGACCCCUAGUUCUUGUAUUAUGGGAAUAAGUAAAUAACUUUUCCUUAUCCACUUUCUCCACAUCACUCAUAAUUUUAUAUACCUCUAUCAUAUCCCCCCCCUUAGUCUCCUCUUUUCCAAGCUGAAAAGUCCUAGCCUCUUUAAUCUCUCCUCCUAUGGGACCCGUUCCAAACCCCUAAUCUUUUUAGUUGCCCUCUGAACCUUUUCUAGUGCCAGUAUAUCUUUUUUGAGAUGAGGAGACCGCAUCUGUACGCAGUAUUCAAGAUGUGGGUGUACCAUCGAUUUAUAGAAGGGCAAUAAUAUAUUCUCCUUCUUAUUCUCUAUCCCCUUUUUAAUGAUUCCCAACAUCCUGUUUGCUUUUUUGACCGCCUCUGCACAGUGCGCAGACAUCUUCAGAGAACUAUCCACAAUGACUCCAAGAUCUUUUUCUUGAUUCGUUGUAACUAAAUCAGCCCCCAUCAUAUUGUAUGUAUAGUUGGGGUUAUUUUUUCCAAUGUGCAUUACUUUACAUUUAUCCACAUUAAAUUUCGUUUGCCAUUUUGUUGCCCAAUCACUUAGUUUUGUGAGAUCUUUUUGAAGUUCUUCACAGUCUGCUUUGGUCUUAACUAUCUUGAGCAGUUUAGUAUCGUCUGCAAACUUUGCCACCUCACUGAUUACCCCUUUCUCCAGAUCAUUUAUGAGUAAGUUGAAUAGGAUCGGUCCUAGGACUGACCCUUGGGGAACACCACUAGUUACCCCUCUCCAUUCUGAGAAUUUACCAUUAAUUCCUACCCUUUGUUCCCGAUCUUUUAACCAGUUCUCAAUCCACGAAAGGACCUUCCAUUUUAUCCUAUGACAACUCAAUUUACGUAAGAGCCUUUUGUGAGGGACCUUGUCAAAGGCUUUCUGGCAAUCUAAGUACACUAUGUCCACUGGAUCCCCCUUGUCCACAUCUUUGUUGACCCCUUCAAAGAACUAAUAGAUUAGUAAGACACAAUUUCCCUUUACAGAAACCAUGUUGACUUUUGCCCAACAAAUUUAUGUUCUUCUAUGUGUUUGACAAUUUUAUUCUUUACUAUUGUUUUGACUAAUUUGCCCCGUACCAACAUUAGACUUACUGGUCUGUAAUUGCUGGGAUCACCUCUAGAGCCCUUUUUAAAUAUUGGCAUUACAUUAGGUAUCUUCCAGUUGUUGGGUACAGAAGCCGAUUUAAAGGAUAGGUAACAAACCCUAGUUAAUAGUUCUGCAACUGCACAUUUGAGUUCUUUCAGAACUCUUGGGUGAAUGCCAUCUGGUCCCGGUGACUUGUUAAUGUUAAAUUCAAUUAAUUCCAAAACCUUCUCUAGUGACACUUCAAUCUGUCACGGUUCCUCAGAUUUGUCACCUACAAAAGCCGGCUCUGGUUUGGGAAUCUCCCUAACAUCCUCAGCCGUGAAGACUGAAGCAAAGAAUCCAUUUAGUUUCUUUGCAAUGAUGUUAUCGUCUUUAAGCGCUCCUUUUGUAUCUUAAUCAUUGAGGGGCCCCACUGGUUGUUUAGCAGGCUUCCUGCUUCUGAUGUACUUAAAAAACAUUUUAUUACCACCUUUGGAGUUUUUGGCUAGCCGUUCUUCAAACUCCUCUUUGGCUUUUCGUAUUACAUUUUUUACACUUAAUUUGACAGUGUCUAUGCUCAUUUCUAUUUACCUCACUAGGAUUUGACUUCCCCUUUUUAAAGGAAGUCUUUUUUAUCUCUGUGCUGCUUUUACAUGGUUGUUAAGCUACGGUGGCUCUUUUUUAGUUCUUUUAUCGUGUUUCUUAAUUUGGGGUAUACAUUGAAGUUGGGCAUCUAUUAUGGUGUCUUUAAAAAGCACCCACGCAGCUUGCAGGGAUUUCACUUUAGUCACUGUACCUUUUAAUUUCUGUUUGUUUAACUAACCCCCUCAUUUUUGCAUAGUUCCCCUUUUUGAAAUUAAAUGUCACAGUGUUGG
Molecule: messenger RNA, 3853 nt
Organism: Malaclemys terrapin pileata
Lineage: Eukaryota; Metazoa; Chordata; Testudines; Emydidae
Gene: IFT46
Product: intraflagellar transport 46
Exons: 12
Coding region: 115-1176 (353 amino acids)
Biological process (GO): intraciliary transport; cilium assembly
Cellular component (GO): centrosome; motile cilium; intraciliary transport particle B
Source: RefSeq, a predicted model, not a curated record